AUGGAAUCAACAAGCGUCUGGCAAAUCUACAACGAGAUGAACGAUGAACCUAAUUCGAAUGCCAGCAAUUUGGAUGCACAUAACGGUUCCGACGAAUUCAAGUCCAAUCACACUGGUCCCCCGGAACUAAUGUUGCAGCAAAACUUCACGGUCAUUAUUGUGUACAGUGCAUUGUUCGUGGUCGCCGCCAUUGGAAAUCUUACGGUUUUCAUCUCGUUGUUUCGGUCGCGGCAUCGGAAAUCGCGGAUUAGUUUGAUGAUCAGACACUUGGCCAUCGCCGAUUUGAUCGUCACCUUCAUCAUGAUCCCCAUUGAAGUUGGCUGGAGAUUAACGGGACGCUGGAUUGCCGGAAAUGUGGCCUGCAAAGUAUUCCUGUUUCUAAGAGCUUUCGGUCCCUACCUAAGCAGCAAUGUCCUCGUGUGUGUCUCAUUGGAUCGCUACUUUGCCGUACUGCACCCACUCAGGGUGAACGACGCACGUCGACGAGGGAAAGUUAUGCUGGCGUUCGCUUGGGGCACAUCAUUCAUCUACUGUUUUCCUCAGAGUUUCGUCUUUCGGGUGCAAAAACAUCCCGAGUACCCCCAGUAUGAGCAGUGCGUGUCAUUUGGAUUUUUCACUUCGACUUCUCAAGAAAUUGCGUAUAAUUUAAUGUCUGUGAUGUUUUUGUACUUUAUACCUUUAUUUGUGAUUGUAAUCGCGUACACCGCUAUUAUGUGUGAAAUCUCGAAAAACUCCAAAGAAACAAGAGAUGCUUCCAAAGUUUGCAAUUCAAGUUCAGAAGAAGGAUCGUAUCGAACGUCUAAUGGGAGAAUGAGAUUAAGAAGAUCCGACAUAACAAAUAUUGAGAGAGCAAGGAGCAGAACCUUACGAAUGACUAUUACGAUUGUUGUUGUAUACGUUAUGUGCUGUACUCCAUAUGUGAUUAUUACAUUAUGGUAUAUGUUCGACAGAGAUAGUGCAAAACGUCUUCCAGAUUGGCUACAGGAUACAUUUUUUAUGAUGGUUGUGUCCAAUAGCUGCAUGAAUCCUAUAGUUUAUGGUAGUUACGUGCUCAACUUCACCAGAUCCAAAUGCUGCUGUUGCAAAAAGGGUUCGAACGAUGUCAAUCUUAACAAUUGCGAGGAACAGGCGGCAGCUGGGCGUGAUACAAACAGAAGAUUAGCUGGGAGAGUAAUAAAGGGUGUCCUUAGUUUUCGUAAAGUGGGUUCAGGAGCAACCAGAAGUACUACAAUGCACGGCAACAACGUUAUAUCACGAUCACCAACUCCCAAAACACUCAUAAACAACGUGACCCAUAUUAAAAAGGGUCGCUUGCCGGAUCGACCCCCUAGCGUGGGUCACAUUUCGUUUCUGGAUGAGCCUGGCAGCAGAGGUUACAGGCAAACCUUCCACAGCGAUCCGUGUUCGUCGCCCUAUUUUUCCGAGUCGAGAGGUCUAGAUAUCGCUUACCAAUGUGCUGAUUACACGAAUUCGGAGCCGAACAUGUCGCCCAAGUGCAACAUCAAAAUGAAUAUUAACAGAGCCGAAGUAUAUUACAACAGGGAACGGACGAGGACUCGGUACAUAUAG
This is a messenger RNA of Aethina tumida (small hive beetle), 1569 nucleotides long. RefSeq names its product adipokinetic hormone/corazonin-related peptide receptor variant I-like. Gene Ontology annotation, cellular component: membrane. Gene Ontology annotation, biological process: G protein-coupled receptor signaling pathway. Gene Ontology annotation, molecular function: peptide binding; G protein-coupled receptor activity. The record is from RefSeq and is a predicted model, not a curated record. The coding region runs from base 1 to 1569 and encodes 522 amino acids. Lineage: Eukaryota; Metazoa; Arthropoda; Insecta; Coleoptera; Nitidulidae. The transcript has 9 exons.